AGAGGAGGAGGAAGGAAGAGGAAGAAAAGGAGAAGGAGGAGGAAAAACAUGACGAAGAAGAGGAGGAGGAGGCGGCAGCAAUUUUACCACAAGGGACAGCCAGGCUGGAUUUUCUUGUCUCAGCCAGCCCAAUGACCUUCUUCCCUUUUGCUGACCACUCCCCGGGGCUGGCCUCCCUGCUGCUCACAAACAGCCAGCCGGACAGCUCUGGGGAGGCAGCCCACAGGCUCUUCCUCCGGACCCUAGCUGGGUGCUGCUCCCCGCUUCGCCAGAGGGAAAGCGCUCUUGGAGAGCAAGCUUGACAGGGGGACGUCUGUCCCGCAGGUGCAGAACCUCAGCCAUGCUGGCCUUCCUGUUCUGUGGCUUGCUUCUGGCGGCCCGUGGCUCUGUCACCUCGACUUUGCCGGAUCCUGAGGAGUCCAGCUUCGACUUAGCAGAGAUCAAGCCAGACCUGGCUGAGAAGAUAAGCGACACCCAUGCCAAAGUGCAGGAGAUCUGGUUGGAGCUGGGACGACGGCGGGAGGUGGAUGCCACAGAGAUGUACGCAGUCUGCCAGGUGCAGCCGUCAGCCUCGCUGGCGACCGAUCAGCCGCGGGUCACCGGCCUGGUCCUCUUCCGGCAGCUGUCGCCCAGCGCCAGGCUCGAGGCCUUCUUCGAUCUGGAGGGCUUCCCCGCCGAGCCGAACGUCUCCAGCCGCGCCAUCCACGUGCAUCAGUUCGGGGACCUGAGCCAGGGCUGCGAGUCCACGGGGCCGCACUACAACCCGAUGGCCGUGCAGCACCCGCAGCACCCGGGCGACUUCGGCAACUUCGUGGUGCGCGACGGCCGCCUCUGGAAGUACCGCACCGGCCUGGCCGCGUCGCUGGCCGGCCCGCACUCGAUCUUGGGCCGCGCCGUGGUGGUCCACGCCGGCGAGGAUGACCUGGGCCGCGGCGGCAACCAGGCCAGCGUGGAGAACGGCAAUGCCGGUCGCCGGCUCGCCUGCUGCGUGGUGGGCGCCAGCACCCCCGCGGCCUGGGCUCGCCAGACACAGGAGCACGCCGAGCGCAGGAAGCGGCGGCGGGAGAGCGAGUGCAAGGCCGCUUAAGAGUCACUCCUGGCCGCCGAGCCCAGCCGUGCCGUGCAUAGAUGCCUCCACGCGCUUCAGUCGCCUGCACGCAUCCCAGACAGAUGCCUUCCAGACAUCUCAGGCGCCUCUGAGAAUCUCACAUGUUUCCAUGCGCCCCAGACACCUCUGUAUGGCCCCAGAUGCUUUCACACACACACACCCCCAGUCACUUCUGCGCUUCCCAGAUGCCCGCCACCAACCCCCGCCGGUCCAGACACCUAACCCAGGAAUCCUUUCAUGCCCUAGACACUUCCGCAGACCCAGAACUCCUUUAUGCUCCCAGAUACCUCCAUCUGAUGGAGGUUCCCCUCCAUGCUGGACACUCCACCUUAAGGGCCCAGACAAUCACAGAUGCUCCUAGAAUCCCCUUUGAAACAGUCUUUGAUUCUGUUUGCUCCCAGAGAAUCCCCCCCUCCCACCACCUCCGAGAUCGCACUCUCUCUUUCUGCUCUGGGGACCUCUCAGUCAGCACCUUUGAGAACACUCCCCCCAGGUGUACCGAAAUACCCCCACCCCCACCCCACUUCCUCUGGUCUGUCUUUUCUUUCCUAUCCCCUAGCACAAGAGACUCCUCUCUUCCCUAGGGACCUCUUCUUUCCUCCCUUUGUUACUCCUAGGUGCUCGAGACCACCCUGCCUCACACACACCUAGGGUUCCACGUCUCAGCUCACCUCCUGGGGUGCCCCUGGUUCUGUUUUCAGCUAUUCCCCAUAUGGUGCCUGCACCCCAUGGAGAGCAGUUCCUAUGAGGGUAUUUGGCAACUUGUGUUUCACAUUAAAGCACAGCAAUUCAGUCCUGCA
Messenger RNA from Peromyscus leucopus (white-footed mouse), 1908 nucleotides. RefSeq names its product superoxide dismutase 3 (gene Sod3). The transcript has 2 exons. Bases 341 to 1087 code for a protein of 248 amino acids. Gene Ontology annotation, biological process: removal of superoxide radicals. The record is from RefSeq and is a predicted model, not a curated record. Lineage: Eukaryota; Metazoa; Chordata; Mammalia; Rodentia; Cricetidae. Gene Ontology annotation, molecular function: copper ion binding; superoxide dismutase activity.